Messenger RNA from Liolophura sinensis, 885 nucleotides. RefSeq lists its product as uncharacterized. NCBI's taxonomy places the organism in Eukaryota, Metazoa, Mollusca, Polyplacophora, Chitonida, Chitonidae. The record is from RefSeq and is a predicted model, not a curated record. The transcript is spliced from 4 exons. The coding region runs from base 77 to 610 and encodes 177 amino acids.
AUGGAAUAAUAUAUAUUUUGAAAGACAUGUAGCCCAUAUCUAACGCUUAAUAUGCAUUGGAAUCCGUCGCAGCUGCAUGGUAUAUCUGUAUAUCCUUGAAUUGUCUUAUGUAGGAUAUGUUAUAUUCGUCUGCCGAGGAUUACAUGUAAGUGUAUAUGCAGAAGACGUGUUCGGAAUGGCCAAUGUAGCCCUCACCUCACAAGAAGAAGCCGACGAAUUAGACAGGUGUUUCAGGGAAUUUGUCAGCCUGACCUUUACAGAGAGGAGGCCGACUCCAGAGGAAAAGGAACACAUGAACAUCAAAGCCUGCGCAAAACUCGUCAAGGAUUGCUUACCAAAAGAGGUGGUCGGAAUUGCAGACUACAUCUUUCCCAGGUUUAGAGAAAGAGGGAUAAAACAAACGAUGGCAGUAUCAAACUUUCUGCCCUUCAUCGAAGAAUGUGCUUUCGAGUACGCCAAACUGAAAACAAAAGACACCAAGCUAGCUAAAGACAAUCCGGCUGUCGGGAAAUACUUUAUGGAAUUCAAAAAGGAUAUUAUAAGAUUUUCACCAAACAUUCCAAAAGUGAAAGAACGUGUCGCAGGUUUGGAAGAUACCUCUAUUGAAUGACCAAGACAUACAGAAGGAAAUUUCAUAAUCAGCAGUUUGACUACCAGGACAUGGCCAGUGGAGUCACUGACUUGGCAGAUGUCGUCAGGGGAUAACUUUAAAACACGAUGUCAGUUUUCACAGACAAAAGGAACAAAACAAUCCAAGAGUAGGACCGUAACAGUUUCCAGGAUUUGUCUCCUGCACGAGUGGAAAGAUUUUGUAUACGCAAGAAAAAACUGUAAACAUUUGAAUACAGUUCUGUGCUCGCUUUCAAAAAACAUAUAGCUCAGGAC